Messenger RNA from Adineta steineri, 1701 nucleotides. The record is from the annotation of a GenBank genome assembly. Lineage: Eukaryota; Metazoa; Rotifera; Eurotatoria; Adinetida; Adinetidae.
AUGGAAUAUUCAUGUGGUAGAUUUACUGAUUUACCUGAUGAAAUUCUUAUGAUUAUUUGUAAAAAACUGAACAAUUUUGAUGUUCUUUACUGCUUAAAAGGUGUUAAUCAACGAAUAGAUAGAAUUGUUCAUGAUUCAACGUUCACAAGUCGUCUGAACUUUGUCAAAUGGUCGAAAUGUGGUUUUAUUAGUCUAUUACAUUGUGAUACGAUACUUGAUCGAUAUUGUCUACGAAUUUUACCCGAUAUUCAUGAUAAAAUUAAAUGUCUUAGCCUCGAAGCAACAUCUAUGAAACAUAUUUUAUGUGCUACUGAUUAUCCUAAUUUAAGUAGUCUUGCUCUUUACAAUAUCGACGAAGAGUCAAUUCGAUAUCUUUCUACGAAAGAUUUAAUUGCAGAUGACUAUUACAUCGCUGUUGUUAUACUUACUUUUUUUCUUGUUAAUAUUGUGUAUCUAUGUCUAGAUGAAAAUUUGUCGUCUGAAAUUUUCAAAAAUCAAAUAAGAGCACUUGCUCUUGUGAUUAAUCGUAAUCAUGAGGGCUAUGAAAUGUUUGAAACAACAGCAAACAUAUUUAAUUCCAUUUUCGUUGUAUUUACACGUCUGACCACUUUAAUAUUAUCUGAAUCAUCGUAUAAAAAUCGUGUUCGAUUAGCUUUUAAUGAUUCAUUAUUUUCCAAUUUUCAUUCUUCAACUCUUCUGCGAUUGUUUAUUAAUGUACAAUGUUUUGAUGAGUGUCUUUGUCUUCUUGAUGGUCGUUUUAUUCAUCUUCAUACGCUCUAUGUCGAUUUGUCUAACAUUCAUUCUUCAGAUGAAAUUCAAACUCAAGCUGAUUUACCAAAUCUAAAACGUUUUUCUAUCUCUUGCAAUUAUGAAACAUGUGAUUAUAAUGAUACAAUUCCUCCACUUUUACAUCGAAUGUUUAAUUUAGAAGAACUCAUUCUAUGUCUUACAGUGUAUCAAGAUAAUAUGUUUCUUAAUGGAAAUAGUUUGAAGAAAGAUAUUAUUAAUCAUAUGCCACGAUUAAAUCAGUUUUCAUUUUCUAUUGAGUCAUUUAUAUUUAUCAAUAAUCAAAUAAAUCUUCCAUCAACAGAAGAUAUUCAAUGCACAUUCGUUGACUUUUCAAAUAAUAAAGUCAUUUCCUAUGUUGAUUAUUUUGCUAAAACUGGACAUGGCCGAUGUCUUAGUUAUACUUAUCCAUCUCUAAUGCAAUAUUAUGGCAUCAUUACAAAUAAUUUUCCUGGUGGAUCAUUCAUUAAUGUUCGUAUAGUGUCAUUAUUUGAUGAACACCCAUUUGAACAUGAAUUUUUUAAUAGAAUUCAAAAAUCAUUUCCAUUUAUGGAAAGUUUGUCUAUUAAAAAUGGUAAACCACAAAAUUUCAAACAAUUUCAUGGAUCAAUUAAUGAUAAUCGAAAUUUCUCUCUUAUUGAAUAUCCUUUUCUUAAUGAACUGACACUUGUUCGUGUUCAUGAUGAUUAUAUAGAACAAUUUCUACUUCAUUGUAAAGCGUCUUUUCAAGAUAUUAAUCUUUCUAUCAAUUAUGAAUCUUUACAACGAAUAACACAUGGUUUUGCAAGAGAUGCUACACGAAUUAAUUGCGCUAAGAUAAACAAAUUAGAUUUAUAUGGUGCGGAUAAAAAACAUUGCAAUUAUUUACAAGAAUAUUUUCCUUGUGCAAAAAUUUGUUAUCGAGGAAUAUUUUGA